Messenger RNA from Liolophura sinensis, 865 nucleotides. RefSeq names its product cilia- and flagella-associated protein 68-like. The record is from RefSeq and is a predicted model, not a curated record. Gene Ontology annotation, biological process: flagellated sperm motility. The transcript has 3 exons. The coding region runs from base 64 to 540 and encodes 158 amino acids. Gene Ontology annotation, cellular component: nucleus. Lineage: Eukaryota; Metazoa; Mollusca; Polyplacophora; Chitonida; Chitonidae.
UAGCGAUUCAGAGGACGGACAGAGGCAGUUAAUGUGAGUGACAGAGAAUAAUCACACAGAAGCAUGAGUGUGGACAAAGAGCCAGCAUUCAGAUCGACAGUGCGGGCGUCCGGGUUAGGCGAAGUUUGGACGCACAGUAAUGACGACAGUAAAUUCCGGCAGUUCGGCUGGAGAUGCACUACAAACGAGAGCUCGUUCUGCAACGGUACUCUCGUGGGAAACUGGAAUGAAGAAAAGUUUGACACAAACGAAGUGAGGAAAGCCGAACGUUUGCCUUCUCAGUACGACCAUUAUUAUGAAAGGACUUAUGGGGUCAGUUACAACACAGUACCACGUGAAGUUCCGACGGAUCUUAAACACCUGAAAGCCCCGUACCCACACGCCUUUCCUGGUCACCAGCCGGAGCUCGACUCUCGGGCCAUGAAGGCCGUCUAUAACAGCUGGCAAACGACGAAUAGAAUGGACUAUAUCCAUCCGGACGUUCGGCGCGCCCCGGUCCAGACGAAGACCGCAACAGUCAGCCCGUCACAGACAAGCUAGUUGUACCAUAUUCACCAUAGACAGCUACAUUGCUCAUCCAUUAUAAUCUAAAAAAAUGUAAUCAUAAUAAUUAAACAAUAUGAUUUAGAAAAAAAAAGUAAACAAAAAAUGGAGCAAAUACUAGGACUGACUCACUCAUUCACACGAGCUGAAUAACUUAUUUGACGAGUGCAGUGGAUGUGUUUUGUAUUUUGGGGGAUACGCUUUUCACGAUUGUAUAUACAUGCGCCAGUACCUAUUGUCAUCCAUCACUUUUCCUUCUUUAUUCGCUGUUGCAAUAAGACAUCGUGCAAUGUGACGUUGCCUUUUUUUAUAAUAAAAUCCU